AUGUCAGAUACAGAAGAAACUACGGAAGACCCAUUCCCAGCUAAGGUUGAACUCCAUGUUCAUCUGGAUGGAGCAGUCCGCACACAAACAUUGCUUGAUAUUGCCAAACGGCGAGAGAUUGAUCUGCCUGAGAAAACUAUCGAAGAACUUGACAAGAAAGUGAAAAUAACAAAAGAAGAAGGGUUGGAUAAAAUGUUGGAUGCUUUUGACUACUUCUUACCAAUUAUAAGGGGAGAUAAGGAGGCUUUGGAGCAGAUCGUCAGUGAUUUCUGUGAAGAUUGUGCCAAACAAAAUAUCUAUUAUGCAGAAGUACGCUUUGCACCUCAUAUCCUUGUUGAUCCUAAUUCAGAGACAGAACGUUGUCGGCAAGUGCGUGACAUUGUUAGAAUUGCAACGGAUGCACUUAAGGAAGGCUGCAAGAAAUAUAGCAUCAAAUUGAGAUUGAUACUUUGUUGCAUGCGAAAUCAACCAGAAAAUGCUUAUGAAGUCCUUCUGUUGUGUGAUGAAUUCCGUAAUGAUUAUGUGGUAGGAAUUGAUAUUGCUGGUGCUGAGUUCCUCACAGAUGCAGAAAGUCCACUAAAAACUGUAUUUCAGGAAGCCCAUGACAUUGGAAUCCAUCGUACUGCACAUGCUGGUGAAGUAGGCGCGUCAGAAAAUGUUAGAGAGGCAUUGGAUGAAAUGCAUGCUGAACGCAUUGGUCAUGGCUACCAUGUAAUAGAAGAUGAAAAACUUUAUGCUAGAGUUAAGGAAGACAAGAUACAUCUUGAAAUAUGUCCUUCCUCCAGCUUUAGGACAAAAGCUUUCCAAGGAGAUGUUAAGAGUCAUCCAAUGAAGAAGUUUGCUGAUGAUGGCAUCAACUUUUCUUUAAAUACUGAUGAUCCUUGUGUCUUUGCUACAAACUUGAAUAAGGAAUAUGCAAUUGCAGAGGAGGCUGGAUUGAGUAAAGAACAAAUCAUAAAAUCUUUUUUCAAUGCUGCUCAAUCCUGUUUCUUGCCUGAUGAUGAACGAAAAGAGCUUGUGAAACACCUGCACAGUGUCUAUGGCAAUGAUUCUUUAUGGGCCGUGUCCUCUUAG
Molecule: messenger RNA, 1074 nt
Organism: Acanthosepion pharaonis
Lineage: Eukaryota; Metazoa; Mollusca; Cephalopoda; Sepiida; Sepiidae
Source: the annotation of a GenBank genome assembly